AGCUACGGGAAAUCUAGAGUGCCUCGUGCUCGAACGAACGUGAUAUCUAGUCAGCAAGGCACGCACCGCGUGGUUACUCGUAUCUAUCAAGACAGUGACAACAGUGCAACUCUCUACAGCACAUCAACACCAACAACCACUUUUCUGGUCCCAAGCGCCCAUCAUGCCCUCCGACAAGGCAGAAUACAUGCCCUUGCAGCCUACCGAUACUUCACCGGAGAACUCUGACGGUCCCGACUUGCAAGACGAUGCUCCGUACACUCCCAGCGCUCAGAAACACGCACUCGUGCUCCCCCCUCUUCUCUUAAUCGCUUUCCUCGCCGCACUGGGAUCGACGAUGCUGAACGUCUCCCUCCUUCCCCUUGCACUCUCUGCGCUCCAAUCACAGCGUUCCGCCCCCCCUCGUUGGCCCGAACCGACGUACGAACCGAACAAAGUCAUCGGUCUGGAAAAGGCGCCCGACUUGCUUGGUGCGCCGAAGGAGUUCUCACAGACUGUGCCGUGGCACUACAAGAAUGGAAGCAGGGUGGAUGUCAAUGUCGUCUUUCCGAGUGUGGUAGCGCACCUGAAUGCGAGCGAUGCAGAGAGGGUGUAUAGCGAGCACAGUGCUGGGAGGAGCAAGAAAUUUGUGUUGACUAGGGAGAACUCAAUGUUGCUCCAGUACACGAACCUCGACCCCACCAAGCACACGUGUACGAUUGUCGGUUUCCGACCCUCGUCCGACCUCACCGUUCCCCGCCCCUACACCGCAGAGGGGGAAAUCAACGUGAUCGAAGUGUGGAACCUCACGCGCACCGGCUCGGGCCUCCUGGACCCUCAGACACUGUCAUACAACCACCGCCCUCCGAGGGGGAACUAUAUCGGCAACAUCGAUUUCCGAAUGAGUCCCAAUAGCACAACGAACAAGUUUCUUUGCCCGGUUGGCGAGGCGGACGGGACGGGUAUAGUUAGUGUCGAGUUUAGAUGCCAGAGAUGGGAGUGCAAGGUCGAGUUGGAUAUGUUGCUCGAACAAGAUGGAGCGCCCCGAUUGGGCUUUGAGUUGGCACAGUGGAACGAGGAGAAGUGAACGCGGAGGAUCUACAGCACGAUGGAGGGUAGAAUAGUAGAAGGACACAUCUGUUUACGUAUCUUGGACUGGGAUUU
Messenger RNA from Dacryopinax primogenitus, 1143 nucleotides. RefSeq lists its product as uncharacterized. Lineage: Eukaryota; Fungi; Basidiomycota; Dacrymycetes; Dacrymycetales; Dacrymycetaceae. The record is from RefSeq and is a predicted model, not a curated record. The coding region runs from base 164 to 1066 and encodes 300 amino acids. The transcript is spliced from 2 exons.